AUGAGGCUCAUCUUCCUGGUCCUUCUGCUUGGUGUGACUGUUAGUAGCUUCUCCAUCAGGCAGAAGAUCAAGGAUUUUUUUAGUGGAGGCAUAGCAGAAAAAUUGAAAAAUGUAGCCAAAGAAGGCAUCAGAAAGGCUCUGAAUGGCACCUUCCUGCUUAAAAUCAGCGAUGCAUUCAAAAAGCUCGGCUCCGUAAUCAAGGAACGGCUCACCCUUUCUCCAGAGAGGAGAGCCGCACUUCUACGAGCACUGCAGGCAAGAUACUGGCUGUUGUCGUCAAACCCUAGAGUAAUCGAAGUGUUCGAGAAAGCGGCAAAAGCUUGGGAGAGCAAGACCUGCCUAACAUUCAGGAAAGUAAAUUACGGUGAAACACCUGAACUGAUUAACGUCGGUGCUCUGGGUGGAUGCUUUUCCUCUGUGGGAAAGACCGGUAGACCUCAAGAUCUUUCGCUAGGAGAUGGAUGUCAUACGGUAGGAAUAGCAGCCCACGAAAUCGGACAUUCGUUGGGGCUGUACCAUACAAUGGGCAGAGCCGAUCGUGACAAGUACGUCACUGUCAACAUGGACAAAAUCAGGCAAGAUUAUUACUCUGAGUUUCUCACCUACACCGUAGAUGUGGAUACUUACGGUGUGAGCUAUGAUUACGGUAGCAUUAUGCAUUAUGGAGCAACAAGGUUCGUCUUCCACGGGAUUACUUACAGUAAAAGAAUAGAAGCUCAGUGUAAGUUGCAAUUUCAGUUCUGCUAUUGA
This is a messenger RNA of Haemonchus placei, 750 nucleotides long. Lineage: Eukaryota; Metazoa; Nematoda; Chromadorea; Rhabditida; Trichostrongylidae. The record is from the annotation of a GenBank genome assembly.